Candidula unifasciata is the source of this 2363-nucleotide messenger RNA. Lineage: Eukaryota; Metazoa; Mollusca; Gastropoda; Stylommatophora; Geomitridae. The record is from the annotation of a GenBank genome assembly.
AUGGCGGACGAACAGGAAUUGCAACAGUUAGAAAACUUGUGUAAGCAGCUCUAUGAGACUGUUAAUGAGAACAUUCGUUCGGAGGCAGAGAAGACUCUUAUUGCAUUUUCCGAUUCUCCUGAUUGCCUGAACAAAUGCCAGCUGCUUUUGGAGAGAGGAAAUUCACCGUAUGCUCAACUACUUGCAGCUACCACAUUGACAAAGUUAGUGCAUAGACCAAAUGUCACCUUACCUGUUGAGCAGCGCAUUGAUAUUUGUAAUUAUGUGUUAAAUUAUUUGGCUACAAGACCCAAACUGGCUCACUUUGUGUCACAGGCCCUUGUCCAGCUCUUUGCCAGAAUAAUUAAAUACAGCUGGUUUGAUGUUCAUAAAGAGGAAUGCGUUUUUCGCAAUAUCGUCCUAGAAGUCGGCAAGUUCAUUCAGAGUGGCUCCACGCAUCAUGUUAUGAUUGGUGUCCAGUUACUGUCCCAGCUUGUGUGCGAGAUCAACCAAGUCAGUGAGUCAGAAGCCAAUCGUUCUUUGACAAGGCACAGGAAGAUUGCCUCAUCAUUCCGAGAUACACAGCUGUUUGAGAUAUUCCAGAUGGCCUGUUCCUUGCUGCGGUCUGCAGUGGGAAACCUAAAGUCACUUGACUUUAAUGACACCAGUCAGCAUUCCCUCUUGUCCCAUUCGCUCCGACUGGCACACAGCUGUUUGACCUUUGACUUCAUCGGAACAUCAACUGACGAAUCAUCAGAUGACCUGUACACGGUGCAGAUUCCCACAAGCUGGAGGUCAGCGUUUCUUGAUGUUGGGACACUGGAGCUGUUUUUUGAGUUAUACAAUGGCUUACCUUCAUCAUUAUCAUCUUUGGCCUUAUCUUGCUUGGUACAGAUUGCCUCUGUGAGGCGUUCAUUGUUUAACAACACAGAAAGAGCCAAAUUUCUCAAUCAUCUGGUCAUUGGUGUCAGGGGCAUCUUGGAAAAUCCACAGGGUCUAUCAGAUACUAGCAACUACCAUGAAUUCUGCCGACUGUUAGCCCGGUUGAAAUCAAAUUAUCAGCUUGGAGAACUAGUCAAAGUAGAUAACUAUCCAGAAGUCAUCAAGUUGAUUGCAGAGUUCACCGUCACAAGUCUCAGGAUGUGGCAGUUUGCACCUAACAGUGUUCAUUACCUACUUAGUCUUUGGCAGCGCAUGGUGGCAUCAGUGCCCUAUGUGAAAGCCACAGAACCACACCUGCUGGAGACAUACACACCUGAGGUCACAAAAGCCUACAUCACAUCCCGGUUGGAGUCUGUGCACGUUGUUGUUAGAGAUCAAAUUGAGGACCCAUUAGACGACCAUGGACUCAUAGCCCAGCAACUUGAGCAGCUGUCCACAAUCGGCAGAUGUGAAUACGAUAAAACCUGCUCACUCCUAGUACAGCUGUUUGAUGAGUCUGCCCAGCGAUACCAAGAGCUGUUAUCGUCAGGACCAUCCAUUGAACUCGCCAUAGAGGAAGGUCAGUUGACGUGGUUGGUUUAUAUAAUUGGUGCUGUCAUUGGGGGUCGUGUGUCAUUUGCCAGCACGGAUGAGCAUGAUGCUAUGGAUGGAGAACUGGUCUGCAGAGUGUUGCAGCUGAUGAAUUUGACAGAUUCCAGAUUACCCCAAGGUGGCUGUGAAAAGUUGGACUUAGCUAUCUUGAGUUUCUUUGAGCAGUUCAGGAAAAUUUAUGUUGGGGACCAAGUCCAGAAAACCUCUAAGGUAUAUCGACGACUGUCUGAAGUGUUAGGCUUGAGUGAUGAGUCCAUGGUUCUUAGUAUGUUCAUUGGCAAAAUUAUCACCAACUUGAAGUACUGGGGACACAGCGAACAGAUCAUCGCCAAGACCCUUCAGCUGCUCAAUGACUUAUCCGUGGGCUACAGCAGUGUGCGCAAGCUGGUGAAGCUGGAGGCAGUGCAGUUUCUGCUGAACAAUCACACUAGUGAGCACUUUCCCUUCUUGGGAAUUAACACAGCAAAUGGAGCACUUAGUGACAUGAGGUGCCGGACUACCUUCUACAUGGCCUUGGGUCGUCUGCUGCUGGUUGACCUGGGAGAAGAUGAGGAGAGGUUCUAUAUGUUUAUGAUGCCUUUAACUACUCAUUUUGAAAUUGUAGCUGGCUUAUUGGCCAACCCGAAUGCUUCCAUGGGUAUGGAAGAAGCUAAGAGAUCACUCAUUGGCUUGGCCCGAGACUUACGAGGAAUUGCUUUUGCCUUCAGUAACAAAACUAGCUACAUGAUGCUGUUUGAUUGGAUCUACCAGACGUAUAUACCCAUGUUUCAAAGAGCAAUAGAACUCUGGUACCAUGAGCCUGGAGUCACCACACCCAUUCUCAAGUUGUUUACAGAACUCGCACAAAAUAG